Sinocyclocheilus rhinocerous is the source of this 1877-nucleotide messenger RNA. Its product is annotated as beta-1-syntrophin-like. The record is from RefSeq and is a predicted model, not a curated record. Gene Ontology annotation, molecular function: structural molecule activity; protein binding. NCBI's taxonomy places the organism in Eukaryota, Metazoa, Chordata, Actinopteri, Cypriniformes, Cyprinidae. The coding region runs from base 71 to 1621 and encodes 516 amino acids. Gene Ontology annotation, cellular component: intracellular anatomical structure; synapse; dystrophin-associated glycoprotein complex. The transcript is spliced from 7 exons.
UUUUCCUGUCCGGGGGUAAAGUCCUGUGCGUGUGUAUGAAAUCACAUGGCAUUUUAAGAAUGCUUCAAAGAUGGCGGUUUGUGGUAACAGAGUGCAGAAAAGUGCAUGUUUGGAGGUGCUAGUACGAGAGCGAUGGCACGCGGUCCUGGCGAGUUUAAGCGACGCGUCGUUGACGCUCAGCUGCGAGGAGCCCGCGACCGACGCCAGCGUUAACCUGAACGGCAUCACCACCAACGGCGCCUACAGUGACCAGCCGGACCCCACCAACAGUCCCAAAGCCGGAGUAAGGACUCCUUUCACGGAUUCACAAGUUCCCGAAGCGAUUGCGAACCGCAAAAGAUGUGUCAAAGUUAUCAAGCAGGAGGUCGGUGGAUUAGGGAUAAGCAUCAAAGGCGGGAAGGAGAACAAGAUGCCUAUUCUUAUUAGUAAAAUAUUCAAAGGUCUGGCUGCGGACCAGACUCAAGCGCUCUACGUGGGGGACGCGAUACUGUCCGUGAACGCGAUCAAUCUGCGGGACGCCACGCACGACGAGGCGGUGCAGGUGCUGAAGAAAGCGGGCAGAGAGGUUAUGCUGGAAGUGAAGUACAUGCGGGAAGCGACGCCAUAUGUGAAAAAAGGGUCACCGGUGUCUGAGAUCGGCUGGGAGACGCCGCCUCCUGUGUCCCCUCGUCUCGGCAGUCCUCACUUCGAUAUCCCCAGCCCCCCAUCGCUGUCCUUACAGGGCGACCGCAGAUGCAUCCCCCUCAAAAUGUGCUACAUCACCCGGAGUAUGACUGUCCCUGACCCAGAAAACAGGCAGAUUGAGCUGCACUCCUCUGAUGCCAAGCACACAAUAGUCAUGAGACAUAUAGACACAUCUUCUGCCCAGACCUGGUUCACUCUCAUGCAAACUGCCAUCACAAACCUCACCAGCAAAGUCAUCUGUGAACUCCGGGAACACGCGGGCCGCCACGGCAUCGCCGGGAGUCGAGAGAUCCGACACCUCGGAUGGCUAGCAGAAAAGACGGAAAGCGAGAGACAGUGCUGGAAGCCAGUGCUGGUGAUGUUGACGGAGAAGGACCUGCUGCUGUUUGACAGUAUGCCACGCAUGAGAGAACACUGGCUCAGCCCGACACACACCUACCCUCUGCUCGCCACACGGUUGGUGCAUUCUGGUCCAGAUAAGGGUUCACCUCAGCUUGGUGGCGAGUUGUGCUUUGCUACACGGACGGGAACCAGAUUGGGUAUCGAAGGCCAUCUUUUCAGGGCAGAGACCUGCAAGGACUUGUCACUCUGGACCAGACACAUAGUCACUGGCUGCCACGCAGCUGCUGAGAUGAUCAAAGAAGUCACUACCAGUUGUAUGUAUCAGGCUCAGGACUGUCGGUUGGUCAUUCACUAUGAGCGAGGUUUCUCUGUUAUAGCUGAUGGAGAGGACAGCUCUGUGGCACAGCCUCUCUUCAGUUACCCAUUUGAAAAGCUGAAGAUUUCUGCUGACGAUGGAGUACGGAUCCUCUAUUUGGAUUUCGGUGGGAACGAGGGUGAAAUUCAACUGGACUUGCACUCCUGUCCCAAGCCCAUUGUUUUUAUCCUCCACUCCUUCCUGUCUGCUAAGAUUGCAAGAUUAGGAUUGGUAGCCUGAGAUUGAACUGUUACAGACUGAAACAGUGACGUGAUUUAUUCCAACAUGGAGAAGGGAAAACCGGAACGCAGUGGAGCUCACAAGACUGAACGAGGGCGAUGAUGCAGAACUGGCGCUGAAGCAAACCGGACAUUUCAUUAAUGAUAAACAAUGUAUUUUUCAGAGAGAGAUUAAUUAUAGUGAAACACAAUUUCACAUUGAUUUUCUACGAAAAAAAAUCUAACUAUAUAAUGAACACUAACUUGUGAUUGGAACU